CGUGCCCAACAAUCGCACCUAGCGGUCCGGUUGCGCAGGAGCUGUGGGUCGCAGUGACCAUCACCACAAUAACAACAAUGCCGACGGUCUCUGCAUCGCAGCCACCGUCUCUGCUUGGCGCCCACCUCAACCACCCCCUUGCCGGGCACCAGGGACCAGGGUGCCUGCGGUCCAGGCCCGGGGCAUCGGCGGGGUCGUCGGCCGAGCAGCUGAUUCUCCGCUGCGCUGCCCUGAAGGCGGGCAGCUGUGGCCCCAGGUCGCCGCCGGCCCGGGGAGGGGGAGCCGGAGCAGCGGGGGCGCAGGCUUGGCGGGUCCGGCUGAAGGUCGGAGCCCAUCGGCCGCGUGAUGUCCGCACCAUCUUCCAGCAGGCCGAGGACCCGCGGGUGCCGGAGGAGAAGGGCGAGGGUCACCGCUUCGGGCCGUGCGCCCUGCACACCUGGUGCGACCUGUGCGGCCAAACCAUCAGACCAGACGGGACGAGCGUCCGCUGCCACAAUUGCAAUUACACUGCCCAUCAAAUGUGCAGGAACUUCAUCAAACUUGAUUGCCACCAAAGGGAACAGCUUCCAAAAGAAAAAAUCAGCAUUGAAGUUGAAGUGGAGCAGCCUGAAACUGAGUCCAGCACAAAGUCCUCUUCAGGAAUGGCUGCCACAGUUCGCCGAAUCCUUCUGGAUACCACAAAAAUGCCAGAUGAUUCAGACCGGUCAAGAGCACAACCCCCAAAGGGAAAUUAUAAAUUGCCGAAUGCAGGGAUCAUAGUCCAGAAUAUGAAUGUGGCAAUUAAAGAAGAAGAGAAACCAAAGGUCCUUACGGAAAAGGAGAUUAAACAAAAAAUUGAAGAAUACAAUGGAAAAGUCAAAAACUGCUUGGGAAUGCGCUUAAAUGCGGAUGGUAGUUAUACGGGGUUCGUCAAAGUCCACCUGAAACUGCGCCGCCCUGUCACUGUCCCUGCAGGCAUCAGACCACAGUCCAUCUACGACGUGCUCAAGGAGGUGAACCCAGCAGAAAUAACCAACAAGCGGACGUCGUUUUACCUGCCCCUGGACGCAGUCAAGCAGCUCCACAUCAGUAGUGGCACGACGGUCAAUGAAGUGAUCACGGGCCUACUGAAGAAGUUCAUGGUCAUCGACAAUCCCCAGAAAUUUGCUCUCUUCUACCAGACAAAGAAAGGGAAUGAUGUGCAUUUGCAGAAACUCAAAGGAACUGAGCAACCCCUUUUAAUCCGUCUUUUGGCUGGCCCAGACACUGAAGCCUCAACUUUUGCAUUGAAAGAGAAUGAAACCGAGGAAGUUGAGUGGGAUGCCUUCAGUGUGCCCGAAUUGCAAAAUUUCCUCAUCAUCUUGGAGAAAGAAGAAAAGGAACGCAUCCAUCAAGCUCGGCAGAAGUACAUCACAUUUCGUCAAAAGCUGGAGCAAGCUUUGAAAGCAGCCGGGAAGCCGGGAUAACCAGACACAGAGAAACCUGACUAUAGACGUGAAUCUAUCUUUCAUAUUGCUCAGAUAUAUCUGAGCAGAUUAUCUCAUGGGACAUGUGCAACAAGGCAUCAGCGAGCAUUGCCGUAGAUCUCAGACUGCUGCUCUGGUGACAGAUUCCGAACAUUGCUGUGUGUGCAGAGCUACACUUUGGACUAACCAAAGCACCUGUCGCUUUUUCCUAACGUGUUUUAAAUAACCAUCAGAGUAUGCAGACAAAAUGUUUUUUGAGUCAUCUCUAAAAUCUAUUGAAAGAAUUCUGUGAAUUAUAAACCCUCUUUCUUUGCUUCUUUAUGUUGAACCUGAAAGUAUCUGUAUAUUUAGGUUGGUCGUGCAUUCCAGAGGCUGCAGGGAGCAUUCUCAGAGGGUUGUACUGGCUGCGCCCAAGUCACUGUUCAGAGCAUCUUCAACAGUGCUCACUAAAUGUUGAUAGAUUCUUUCUGCAUGUUAUGCCAAAAUUAUAUGUGUCCUUUUCUACAACAAAAAUUAAUCUUUAAGCAGGUGUUGCAUGUUGAGUGCUCUGUAUAAUUGGACAGAAUCCCAUCUUGUAUUCACGUUUGUCACUAUGUGUACACCUUAACUGGAUAAUUUAAAGAGAGCUGUAUCGUGAAUAGUGAUGAUUGAUAUAAAUGUGAAAAUACCUUUUUAAGGAAAACAUACACGGUUUGCCAUCAAUAAUAAAUUCCUAAAUGAAUAGAAAUUAAAUUUAGAAAAAUCUUCCUCAGCUUUUUGAAGACAUCCAUUUUUGUAACUGUUGCUAUACAGCAUCUAAUUCCCAGGAACUAGUCUGGCAAUUUUUAAAAUUCAAGUGACCUGCUGAAAUCCACAUAAGAUGGAGUGCAUUUGAACAACUUCUUCUGUACUGUAUUAUUUUUUUAUAUUGCAGUCUAAUUUAAAAAUAAACUUUACUGAAAGGCGCA
Molecule: messenger RNA, 2392 nt
Organism: Hypanus sabinus (Atlantic stingray)
Lineage: Eukaryota; Metazoa; Chordata; Chondrichthyes; Myliobatiformes; Dasyatidae
Gene: rassf5
Product: Ras association domain family member 5
Exons: 7
Coding region: 78-1445 (455 amino acids)
Biological process (GO): signal transduction
Cellular component (GO): nucleus
Source: RefSeq, a predicted model, not a curated record